This is a messenger RNA of Chelmon rostratus (copperband butterflyfish), 4722 nucleotides long. It is a transcript of the gene actr3b, whose product is annotated as actin related protein 3B. The transcript has 12 exons. Gene Ontology annotation, cellular component: actin cortical patch. Gene Ontology annotation, molecular function: actin filament binding. Bases 94 to 1350 code for a protein of 418 amino acids. NCBI's taxonomy places the organism in Eukaryota, Metazoa, Chordata, Actinopteri, Chaetodontiformes, Chaetodontidae. The record is from RefSeq and is a predicted model, not a curated record.
UCGCGCUCUCCGCUCUGCACCGAUCCAACAACCGUCCGCCGACCACCGUCCGCUCUGCGGGCCGGACCGAGCCGGACCCAGCAGGACCACAACAUGUCCCUGCAGCUCCCCCCGUGCGUGAUAGACUGCGGGACCGGGUACACAAAGAUCGGCUAUGCUGGAAACACAGAGCCGCAGUUCAUCAUGCCGUCCUGUAUUGCGAUCAAGGAGUCGGCCAGCGUGGGAGAACAGGCUCAGAGGAGGCUCGUACGAGGAGUGGAUGAUCUGGACUUCUACAUCGGAGACGAAGCCAUAGACAAACCCAACUAUGCAACCAAGUGGCCCAUCCGUCACGGGAUGGUGGAGGACUGGGACCUGAUGGAGAAGUUCAUGGAGCAGAUCAUCUUCAAAUACCUUCGAGCUGAGCCUGAAGACCACAGCUUCCUCAUGACAGAGCCUCCUCUCAACACUCCAGAGAACAGAGAGUACCUGGCAGAGAUCAUGUUCGAGACCUUCAACAUACCUGGACUCUACAUCGCAGUGCAGGCCGUGUUGGCGUUGGCAGCGUCCUGGACAUCUCGCCAGGUUGGACAAAGAACUCUGACAGGCAUCGUCAUCGACAGCGGAGAUGGAGUCACACACGCCAUCCCUGUGGCUGAGGGCUACGUGAUUGGCAGUUGUAUAAAGCACAUCCCCAUUGCGGGGCGGGACAUCACCUUCUUCAUCCAACAGCUGCUCAGAGACAGAGAAGUGGGGAUUCCUCCAGAGCAGUCGCUGGAGACCGCCAAGGCUGUCAAGGAGCGCUACUGUUACAUCUGUCCAGACAUUGUGAAGGAGUUCACUAAGUACGACUCGGACCCGGGGAAAUGGAUCAAGCAGUACCGCGGAGUCAACGCCGUCAGUAAGAACGCCUUCCACAUCGACGUGGGCUACGAGCGGUUCCUGGGCCCGGAGAUUUUCUUCCACCCCGAGUUCGCUAACCCAGACUUCAUGCAGCCAAUCUCUGACGUCGUUGACGAGGUCAUUCAGAGCUGUCCAAUCGAUGUGAGGAGGCCUCUCUACAAGAACAUUGUGCUCUCUGGAGGAUCCACGAUGUUCAGAGACUUUGGCCGAAGACUGCAGAGAGACCUGAAGAGAGUCGUGGACGCUCGACUGAAACUGAGUGAAGAACUCAGUGGAGGACGGAUAAAGCCGAAGCCGAUGGAGGUUCAGGUCGUCACUCAUCACAUGCAGCGCUACGCCGUCUGGUUUGGAGGCUCCAUGUUGGCGUCCACGCCCGAGUUUCUCCAGGUGUGUCACUCGAAGAAGGACUACGAUGAGAUCGGCCCCAGUAUCUGUCGACACAACCCCGUCUUCGGCAUCAUGUCCUGAUGGCAGUGGCAGCUACAGACAGCUAGCCUGUUAGCUUACGACAUUUUUAUCCUGUUGGCCUUUCGGCCUGCUGUCCACUAGGUAGCUAGCCAGCUAGCUCAUUAGCCUGUGGGCUUUGCUAUCUGCUAGCCCCCAGCCACUUAGCCAACAGCCUGUUAAUCUCUUGCCCCGUUCAGUUUUUAGCCCGCUAGGCUACUAGACUGUUAGCAUGCUAGCUCAGUCUCAUCAGGCGCAUGGAGGUCUGGAGAAACUGAAGCACAAAAGUUAGACUGAAAUCAGUGAAACUAAAGUUUGCUGUCAUUUUCUUUUAAACUUCGACCGCAGAGAACGUUUUCUCAUCCAAAAAGCAACCAGAAACACUUUUUCCAUCUGAAAUGUGAAGGCUUUCUCCAGACCUCGAGAUGGGGUGUAGCUACCUGACAGUCUGCUAGCUGCUAGCCUGUUAGCCGUCCUCAAAAACGUAGCACUGCUGAGUGUUUGUGUUGAAGUUUAGCUGUUGACCCGACCGAAGAUCUUCUUUCUGAGCCGUUUUAGAGAAAUGUUCACAGCCCAGAUACAAGCUGAGGUUCUGAAUUAAAGCAUCUGAAACCAGAUUACUUUGCUGCAGUUUAGAUCAUCUUCACCAUCAUCCAGAGUCCAAUCAAUAUCCAGUUCCAGCGAAGCCGUGAAGAGACUGUGGCCGCUGCAGAUCAGGGGUCUGGACAUGGCGGGCGUGCUGGUGUGCUGCAUACGAGCCUCUGGAUGAACGAUGAAGACUGAAAGUUGUGUUUUACGAAUCAAAGCCAAGGACACAAUCCCGUUUCUUCCUUCUGUGUUUGGGUUCCGCUGUGAAGUCGUCAGUGAUCAUCUCUCUCCUCUUUGUUCCACCUCACGUGUUUCCUACAUCGCGUCGCUCACUUCAUCUUCAUCAUGCGUCUGAAUAAAUGGAUAGACCUGACCUCAGUCAGCGUGCUAGCGUGUUAGCAUGUCAACCGUCACCAUGACUGAAUGAGUCUUUUCUGAAGAUUGUGUCUCCAGCUGAGACUUCAUACAGUUACAAGCUGAUUUAAUCUCAUGAAAACUAAACCACGACUCGUUGCCGUGGAGUUAAUGUUACUGACACCGCAGGCUGAGUGUCAGUGAUGUCUGUGGUCUCUAAACUACAGCAGGGACAUGGACUCUGUUCAGCUGUCCUCACCAGGUCAUCUGUGCAGGCAGCUGAUUAUGACCCAUAUUUGCAUCAUUGUGAGGUGCGACCUCUAGUGGUCAUAGUAAUUAUGAGCGGAGCGAAGGAGGAGGUCAGGUGACGUAGUACAAAGAGACAGGAAGUCCACAUAUGGAGGAGGGUGGGAUGGAUGGAUGGAUCAAACCAACACGGACCGCUGUUCAUAAGUCAGCGUUGACUUAUUUUAACUUUUUUCAAACUAUGAGCUUUUCCUAAACCUAAUUAAGUAGUUUUGUUGCCUAAACCUGAACAAACUGCCCUUUUCACAAUGUUAAUGACGUGACACGGAGGGUCUGGCAUGGUCCCGUACGACGAAGGUCCGAAGCUCGUUGUGGGAGUCGUUGCUUAUGGAAACGUUCAGUCGUUUAGGUAUGAGGACGUGUUGGUCUGUUAGUAAAUGUGCCUUACAGCUUAACUCACCCGCGAUAAAGUCAGAGAAGCCGAUCUUCUCGUCUCAGUGAUUCCACCAACAGGAUGAACUGAUCCCUGUCUCGUGUUCUCCGUGUUAAGUUAUCUUAAGAGCUGCUGGUCCGACUGCUGGGAAACUACACUGAAGAUGCUCUGGGAUGCGAUGAACACCGUGGCCUCUAGAGGGCGCUAGCAGGGCUGCAGACUUGCUGCAGUAUAUCAGAGGUCUUCAAACAUUAAUGAAGCUACUUUAGAAGCUUUAGCAGUCGAUCGCAGCCGUUUGCAUCUCAGUCAUGAUUCAGUCAAAUCUGGACUCGGACAUGAAACACAUUUUCAGAUCAACUGAAUCCGACAUCUCUGAUGUCCGUCGAAAUAAACUAUAUGAAUCUUUAUGUUUUGAAGUUUUCUUCAGUAUCACAGUAUCGUUUACUGAUAGCUACAUUUAUGUUCAUUUAUGUAGCAGGAGCUGCUAACAGGAGCUGCUAGCAGGAGCUGCUAACAGCUCAUUUAGCAGACUGUUAAUGGAGACACGUUGUUGUAGUUGCAGCUUUUUCAUUCAAAGCAUUAUUGAUUGUAUUUUUGCAGCCAUGACUGUGGCUCAGCAUGCUUCAGGUGGAGACAUUGAGGCACCUUCAGGUUUGACCUGUUAGCACGAGUCCAAUAAGAGGCCGCAGAACAUCACGAGUUCAAGAUGAAGAACACAAACUUCAGAAAGACUCAAAAAACACACAAACUUUUAACUUCCUGUCAAACCGUUGGAGGGAAAGUAAAUGUUUUUUCCAGCUUUUUGAAGUUCAGGUCCACAGUGAGAGCUGCAGGUAGUUUCAUGUCGUGUUUGUCUUUGCGUUGUUUCUGCAGCUCAGAGUCACAUCAGUCUGCUCAUAAAGACUCACUGAGCUGCAGAAAUAAAGCUGUUCUUCACUUUGUGUUAAACAUUUCAAAUAUAAGUCACUCAUUCAUUCAUUCAUUCAUUCCAGAAGUGACUGAUGUGACCCUGAAGCUCACACUGUGUGUGUGUGUGUGUGUGAGAUGUUUCAGUGUUUUACAGCCUGUAUCAUAAACUGCUGCACUCAGAGCGUUUAUAUUUGUAAAGACACAGAGGAGAACUAACAGAUCACAUAUAUUAAUAUAAACUGUAUAUACUGUACGCUGAGCGCACUGAGGCAUCAAACUGAUCCGGGAACAGGUCAAAACCACAAGUAACACUGUCACACUGGACUGUGGUGCAUUCAGGUACAAUCUUAUCUUUCAUUGCAAGAUUUUCAGCUGGCAGGAAGUAAACUUGGACGCAAGAUGUUCCCAUGGCAACGUAGUCAGCUGAAAAGCCAGUCGGAUCAUUUAAAGCUGAUGCUGCGUGUCGGAUCGGGCCGAUAACAGAGCACUGUUGUUUUCUGAGCGCCAUCGCAGCAGCAGCAGCUCACAGGAAGCUGAAACAGCGUGAAACACCUCCAUCAGGUGCUCCGUUCACACCUGAGCGUUCACUCUGCAUCAUAUCUGCAGGCACAUUAGCUCCUAGUGGGCCUGCAGGUGCUGCUUUGUUCGUGAUAAGCACUGAUGAAAUGUCGAUUAUCACACCUGAACAGCUGACUGCGUUCACAGGUGAACUUGUGGUUUGGACCUGAGUCUCUGCGAACAGCCGAGUGUGUAAAAGACAUAAUAGAUGUUUAGUUUUGAAGUGAAGUCGUAUUUUUGUGGUGGAGCUGAGUGAGACUCAGUGAAUAUUAAUGAGCUGUGGUUUGAUACUGAGCUGCUGUCAGUAA